Messenger RNA from Lagopus muta (rock ptarmigan), 11778 nucleotides. It is a transcript of the gene MGAT3, whose product is annotated as beta-1,4-mannosyl-glycoprotein 4-beta-N-acetylglucosaminyltransferase. Bases 5790 to 7298 code for a protein of 502 amino acids. Gene Ontology annotation, cellular component: membrane. Lineage: Eukaryota; Metazoa; Chordata; Aves; Galliformes; Phasianidae. Gene Ontology annotation, biological process: N-acetylglucosamine metabolic process; protein N-linked glycosylation. The record is from RefSeq and is a predicted model, not a curated record. The transcript is spliced from 2 exons. Gene Ontology annotation, molecular function: beta-1,4-mannosylglycoprotein 4-beta-N-acetylglucosaminyltransferase activity.
GCUCCUGAUGAAGAGGGGUUAAUGCUUUCUGCAUGGGGUUGGCUGGUCACCAGACAUUCAGAGAAGAGGGGGAUCUGGGGGCUGCCAAGUGGGGGACCCCUGUGGCCUGAAGGGAGGGGAAGGAAGGGGCUGGGAACGCUCUUCUGAAGAGUAAUAGAUCAGCUACUGUGGGAAAGCGAGUGCCCUGCCAAACCCCAAGUGGUUGGUGAUGGAUGGGGGAGGAAGGAAGGCGGGGAUGGAGGGCCGACUCUUCCCUGUGGCCACUAGGGUCUUGCUGCUGCUCUGUGGCCUCUCAUUAUUUAUCGUCUUUCUGGGGCUUAAUGAGUCACCUUCUCGGUCUGAUUUGGAGGGCUUUUAUUCUGGGGACACACAAACAACUGCCACUCACUUCACAAAUAACCAAAGGCAACGUGGUUUAUUCCUGCCACUGUGGGCCUGUGAACUAAGCCCAUCACCGUGGCAUCAGGUGCUUCUUGCUUGCAUGAUCUGGUGCAUGACUGCCACAUGCCCUCAGCUCUGAGUUUCAUCUUGGUUGCUCAUUUUGGUGCUAUUCUUGGGACUCUUGACUUGCUCAGCAUAUGUGGACUGCCUGCCAGGGUCUGCUUUGAAAGCACUUUGUCUUCCAAAUCUGUCCUUGAGACGUUCUUCUUCCCUGAUGCUUCCAGAAACUGACUAGCUCACAGCAGUUGACUGGGAGCCUCACUGCAGUCUUGGUUAGAUGAACCCUGCUCAAAAAGUGGCCUGUCCCUUUGAGUGUCUGAGGAUGCAACUAUGUGAUGCAACAGCUUUGGUGAGAGGUGAAUAGCUGUCAUCCAGGAGGUUUCUGCUGUCAGCCGCUCAUUCUCAUCCUUAGGCACUUCUCUUGAAGUUUAUUUUUAACUCAGAUUGGGUGCUGAUUUGGAUUUCCAAUGUGAACUUUUAUACUGACAGCCUAGGGGUGGUGAGCCGUGAAGGUGGUGAGUGAAGAGUGAGAACCUAUGAAACCACCUCUGUGCUUCCAUAAUGCACUGCUUGGUCUUUGAAAGCAUAGUUUUCUAGCCUCAAAGUGGCCAUGUCCUGUCCCUGUCUGCAAUACAUCGAGACUAGCUGAGAAUUCUCACAUACUUCUUUGAUUAUUCCAUGGCCGCGGCCUCCCUGAGGACAGAAGUUGCUUUUGUGCAGUCUCAUUCCUGUUUCCUUUCGGAUUCAUGAUGGAGCAUUCCUUCCCUGUAAGGAACCAGUCAGAAAGCAACUGAACUAGCAGACUCCAUUUUGUGUUCCCAUAACCACUGCAUGUGUGAAGCAGGGAGCAGCAACUCUGUGUUUGGCUGGGAGAAGGGCUCUGCAUCUUUGGGUGUGUGUGUAUGUAUGUGAGCACGUGUCCUGGGACCUGAUUUUGAGGCCAAGUGGUGAUGCAGCCCACAGAGUCAUCACAACACUCUUCAGGAAACUAGAUCUUGUGAGGAAGAGUCCUUUCAGGAUAUCAGGCGUAAGUGAAGGAGAGAAGAGGACAAAAGUGCUAUUUUCCCUUUAGUGGAAAGAAUGCUUAACCUAGUGGUGCUGAGAAAUCAAAAUUGUGCUUUCUGAGAGCAUCUGAAGGAUCAGAGUGUGCUGAGGCAUCUCUAGAAUCAUGGAAAUCCCUAUGGUGGGACUGGCUUUGGUUAGAGAGAGAACAUUAGUUACAAGGGAGCCUAGUACAGCUGAAGGAUACUGAGAAGAAUAUUUGUUAGAUUCCCAUGGAGUUAGAAAUCCAGCUUGAAGUUUUCUUUAGCAUGCAGUACUAUACCCUUGUGAUGGCCAAGUAGUUCUUGGAUAAAAUUAAAUUGGUGUCUCGUAGGCCGUUAUUGGAUUUCAGUAGAGUUUUUUAGUCUUCUCUGAGCUGAUCUUCUUUUAAACCGGGGGCUGGAGAAUUAUAUAAUUAUGCUGCUAUUAGUAUUAUGGUAGUUACAGUAAGAACAAUCUGUUCAAGUGAAGGGUUUUAUAAUGGACUCUGAAGGUGUUUAGAUGUUGGUUUAUUCUGGUGACUUCUGAAAGAUCAGUCUUGAGACAGAAUGCUGUCAACAAAGACCAUUUUAUCUCCAGGUCCCAUGUGCUGUGUUCUGAGAGUUGAGAGCUGUGUUGUUGCAGGCUAUUUAGCUGUCAAGUUGGACUUGAUGCUCCUUGUGCAUCCCUUCCAACUCAGGAUAUUAUGUGAUUCUAUAUUGCUGUGGCGAAAGAUGUGGUGUCUAAAAUAGCCAAGGCUUCCCACUAAAGAGCAGGGUAAGACAGAUGAAAACAGUCAGACAGUGGAAGACCAUAGAAUGUAUGGAGUCCCAAGGUACUGCUCCUCUGAAAGGUGGAGAGCUGGGCAGAUGCAAAACGUAAAAAGCUCGGAUCUCUACGUUGCAUCCAUUUUAGUUUAUUUAUGUACUAGAUCAUAGCUGCUGGCUUGGAGCACUUUGGUCUCUUACGAGAGUACACAGAGGAGGAAGAGAAACCUUUCUUUUUCACCACUGAUGCUACUGAUUACUUGAGGCAUUGCAAAGCCUUGUGCACAAACCCAGUGUUUGUGGUUGUCAUGUAUGGCAUGUGUUCCCCUUUAGUGGGAAGGGGAAGCAGUGCCUUAGUUUUUCAGUUGUGUUCUGAACAGCCUCACCUUGGCCUUGUAUAGACUCACCCUUCAGUUUUCUUUUUUUCAUCCAUCUUUCUUCCUGCUUUGAUGAUUCCCAUUGGUGAAGGGGUAGCAACUCUGGAAGCCAACUGCUGUGUUAAUACCUGACUGAGAGCAGAUACUUUAUCACAGGAUCAUGGAAUCAUAGAAAGGCUCAGGUUGGAAGAGACCUCAAAGAUCAUCCAGUUGCAACCCCCUGCCAUGGCCAGGGCUACCAACCAGGCGAUAGAUCGGUUUGCACAGCCUCCAUCCCGACUAGCCUUGAACAAAUGUUUCUGCUUGCCCCCUUGUUGAAAGGAAAAGAUGAUAAUUAAGACGGAGCCUGGUUCUCCCUUUGCCUGACCUUACUGGAAAGGUAACUGCGCUGAUGGCUUGCUCCAGCUGGCUGUGCUGGCAGUGAGUCAGUGGCACCGUGUGGUCAAUUGCCUCAAAGUUGCAAAGGAAAUGCAUAGCAUGAGGUAUUGCUGCUUUGCGUUAGCACUGUGAGCAGUAGCUCGUAACGAAGGUGGUGAAAGAAUAUUGUAUUCCAUCCUUGGAAUGUGGAUGGAAGUAGAUAUGGGCCUGCCUGUGUUCAAACCACCUUGUACUGUGACCCUGCUAGAAACUUCCUGCUAACAUCCUUGUAGCAUGCAGUCCCUGAUAACAUCAUGGCAUCCUUCACGUGAGGGAAAUGCUGAGCCCUACCCACCUUCUGCUACAUUCAUGCUUCUCUUCACUUUCCCUGCUGCCCAGCUUUGUAGGAUAAUCUUCUCUUCUUAUCCUUAGGCAAAGCACAGCCCUGGUGUUCUUGAGCUCAUUACGUUUCUGUUGCAAACAAAUAGUAGUUCUUCCUUCUGUUGCUGUUUGCAGCUCAAAAGCAGUUUGAGAUUUUAGUGUUCUGAGGUACUGUGACCCUGAUGAUGUAUGAUGCUCUGGGAGUAGGGGAAUGAGAGGUAGACUUAGCACUGAAGAAGUGCUAGUGCCCCAGAGGCUGGGUAUCGUGCAGACAGUGCCCUGUUGUAUGGCCCUUUGCCAGCAUCCUCCAGAGGAGAACAUUAGGACUGGUGAAUUGCCAGCUCUUAGCUGUGCAUAUCUUUCUCCGGCUCCUUGAAAUCAGGAUAUGAUUUCAAGAUGGUAUAAAUCAACCGGUUACUUGAUAUAAUGGCAAAGUAAAACUGUAACAGGUGCCUGGGGAUAACUCAUAUGCAUACCACUUCUAGCUCUCCUCCUCUGAAAGCCAUUCCCUUGCAUGGCAGAGACAUGCAUCUUCAUGCAAGGAAAUACCAAGGUUGUCCCUUUCAAAGAGGAACUUUCGGCUCCUAUUGCUGAGACAGAAUGCUCCUGAAGCUGUUUAUAACUGCAUGUUCCCUCAGCUUUGAAAAGAGCUAGCUGUCCAUGCCCUUCCUGGCUUUUUCUUCUGCUUGCACAUUAAAGCUUUUGUUUUUCAUGCUGUUGUUUUUAACCUGACAGUAACUUGAUCUCCCUUCACUUUUUUUUUCCCCUCCUCAUUCAAAAUUGUUGUAAGGGAAAUCUCUCCUCUUGCUCUUUUCUGUGUUCGAGUAACUGAUGGCUGCUUUGUGCCAGAGCAGCUGGGGUUCCUUAUGACAAGCUGAGAUGGCUCCCUGUCCAGCACCUCCUUCCUCAUUUCAGCUACACAUAAAUGUUCUGGGUGGGGAAGGUGGUUAAUAACGCUUUCCUCCCCUGCUGGCCUUUGUCUCCAAUUAGCCACUGCUCAAAGCACAUCUUUUCCUGCAGUGCAGAUCAGAUGGUAUGGGAAGGGAUACGUGACAGACGGCUCUUGGCGUCUCAGCCCACCCAGGGGUGGAUGAGCUCUCCACUCCCUGGCAGAGGAAUCCCUGGCAUGUGAGAACGGAGGUGGUUCCCAGGGAAGAAGUUUUUGAAGAGGACACAGCUUUAUUCUUUGCUUCCCUCCUUUUACGCAGGGAUAAGGAGUUGGUUCAUGUUCCCACUCCUUCACAAAGGCAACCGAGCAGUGAAAACUGCCUCCUGGGAACUGUCGGCAGCGGAACAGCAGAGGGUACUGCAGGGCCAGCUUGCUUUGGCAGGGCUGCAGGGCAGGCUGUGAUAACAGGGAGGCAGUGCAGCCAUGCACGGGAUGAGGAGCUGCAGAGCUUGUGCUGAGCCUGACGGACAGUGAUAUAUGCAAAUGUCAAGUGAGGAAAAAAAGCUCUGCUUCUCCAAACCGUGUGUCCUGCUAGGUUGACAUGGCACACCAGCGCCUGGAAAGUGAAGCAGUUUGUUAAAUGUCAGGAGCAACAACUUCUGUUAGGGAGUUUCUCAUGGCAUGUGGAGCAUUGAGGCCAUCUGGGAAGAAGGUGAAGACCUGCUGAUCGUGACUCCUCCAGCACUUGUCCUGUGUGCUGGGCCAGCUCAGAGGAUGCUGGCAUUUGUGUCCUGUAGGAACUGGAGCCUUACUGGAUCAAGGCAGUCCUUCAUCUCACCUGAGCCUUGGUGAGCUGAUGUCCAGAGGUAACACCUUGCAGAAGUACAGGACGCUCAACUGGAGAGAGCUACACUAAUGUACCAGCAAGGGAUGUCUUCCAGCAGCCUCUGCUAGCUGUCUUUCCAGAUUCCUUGUAUUCUUCUCUUCCCCGUAUGUCAGGAUGGAGCAAAACUGGUGGUGUAGAAGGAAGAGGUGCCAGAUACUGCUUCUUGAGUAAGUGGUCCUACUGCUCACUCCUAAAAGAUAAUAACAAAGACUUUAAGAUAAGUAAAAUUCCCUGGACACAAUGAGAUGCCCUUGGUUUUCUGUAGCCUCUUGCUUUAGCCCCAGGAAGAACGCCUGAGGAAGAGCAAGAUGGUCCUUUACAGCUUCAGAGAAGGGAACAGCACCAGGCCCUCCAUCAGUGGAUCACCACAGAGGUAGCUUUUUGUGAGGCCAUGGCCAUGGUGGGUCCCUCCACUGUGCUGUGUCAAAAUACAUCAAAAGCAAACCCUGUAACUCUUCCAUUGGCUUCAGGCUUACAGUCUCUGUUUUUACGGUGAAAUAACCCCAUCAAUAAUGAAGUUGCCACAACCAGAAUGCAGGGGAUGGCAUUGGUGGAUUUCCUAAAAAUGUCACUAAAAAGGCAACAGCGAAGCUUCUAGGAGUGCUUGCUGCUGAACUGUAAGAUAUGAACGUGGACAACCCUUUUAUCAAAGUCCAUGUUGGAGCCCUCGGAUGAAGAUGAGACGCCAUAAGCUCUUUCUGACUCUCUGCAUGGCUGGUCUCUGCCUCAUCUCCUUCUUGCACUUCCUGAAGGCCCUUUCCUAUGUCACCUUCCCCCGGGACCUGGCUUCACUUAGCCCCAACCUCGUCUCCAGCUUCUUCUGGAACAAUGCCCCCGUCACGCCACAGGUUAGCCCUGAACCGGGGGGCGCGGAGUUCCUCCGCACACCCCUGUACUCCCACUCUCCCUUACUCCAGCCCCUGCCACCCAGCAGAGCCAGCGAAGAGCUGCACAAAGUCGAGUUUGUGCUGCCGGAAGACACGACUGAAUAUUUUGUCCGAACCAAAGCCGGUGGUGUCUGCUUUAAACCGGGUACCAAGGUGUUGGAGAAGCCACCAGUGGGAGGGCGGCCGGAGGAGCGCGCAGACGGUGCGGCUUCAGGGCGUCCUGCUCGCAAACCGCUGAGCGCAGGUGGGACCAAGCGGCGCAAGUGGGUGGAGUGUGUGUGCUUGCCGGGCUGGCACGGCCCCAGCUGUGGCGUUCCUACCGUGGUCCAAUACUCCAACCUGCCCACCAAGGACCGCCUGGUGCCACGGGAGAUCCCCCGGCGAGUCAUCAAUGCUAUCAACAUCAACCAUGAGUUUGACCUGCUGGAUGUCCGCUUCCACGAGCUGGGAGAUGUGGUGGAUGUCUUUGUGGUGUGUGAAUCGAACUUCACGGCCUACGGAGAGCCACGGCCCCUCAAGUUCCGCGAGAUGCUCCUCAACGGCUCCUAUGAGUACAUCCGCCACAAAGUGCUCUAUGUCUUCCUGGACCACUUCCCUGCUGGUGGGCGCCAGGAUGGCUGGAUCGCUGACGAUUACCUGCGCACCUUCCUCACCCGAGAUGGCGUCUCUCGCCUCCGCAACCUGCGCCCGGAUGAUGUCUUCAUCAUCGAUGAUGCUGAUGAGAUCCCGGCUCGUGACGGCGUGCUCUUCCUCAAGCUCUACGACGGCUGGACGGAACCCUUCGCCUUUCACAUGCGCAAGUCUCUCUACGGCUUCUUCUGGAAGCAACCGGGCACCUUGGAGGUGGUUUCAGGCUGCACUAUGGGGAUGCUCCAGGCUGUCUAUGCUACUGAUGGGAUCCGUCUGCGGCGCCGUGAAUACUACACCAUGCCUGGUUUCCGGCAGUAUGAGAACAGCACGGGACACAUCCUGGUGCAGUGGUCGCUGGGCAGCCCCCUCCACUUUGCUGGCUGGCACUGCUCCUGGUGUUUCACCCCAGAGGGGAUCUACUUCAAACUGGUAUCGGCCCAGAAUGGGGACUUCCCCCGUUGGGGUGACUACGAGGAUAAACGAGACCUCAAUUAUAUCCGGGAGCUGAUCCGGACUGGUGGCUGGUUUGAUGGUACGACGCAGGAGUAUCCCCCUGCUGACCCUAAGGAGCACAUGUAUGCUCCCAAGUAUCUGCUCAAGAACUACCAGCAGUUCCAUUACUUGCUGGAGAACCCAUACCGAAAAGCGGAGGGUGCUGGUUGAGAUCGCUGGACUGCUGUGGGAAAUCAGAACUUCACGACAAAGGGAAAGAGUUGGGUGUUUGUCUGUUCCUUUCUUUUUUGUUUUCUUUGAUUCCAGAUGGGGUGUGCCAUUUCUCCAUGGUCUCUGUCCUUCCUCCCUUCCCUUCUUCCCACGGUGAUGCCUGGGGACAAAUUCCUCAGACAAAUGAAGGGAGACCUGGGCAGGAGGAGGGGAGAGGUGUGGGCAGUAGCAUAAAGACCUCCCUGCGUCUUCUGGACCUUCCUGCUGGCUGGAGAGACUUGCUGCAUCCAGCUGGUGGAUUUUCCUUCUUGUGGGGCUGGGAGGGCUCCCUGAGGAAAGAGGGCAGCUGUUCCCAUCCACCUUCAUCUGUUGUGGAUCGGAGCAAGCACAGAUGCGAGCCUGAGCUGUUCAUUGAGCGUUUGAGUCAGCAGGCACAAAGCGAUGCGAGGGGUCACGUGUGCAGAUGUGUGUCACAGGCAUUUUUUGGAUGAGUGAAUGUGCAAAAGCAUCUCAGUAUGCAUUUUUUUUAUACCUCUAUGUUCAAAGUAUUUUGGGGAAGGCAAAUCCUUUGUUUCCAAGGUGUUCUCCCCUACACGCUGCCUCCUCCCACAAAUUUAAUAUAUCUGUCCGAGGCUGUCUCUUAGCCUGAUGCUCUACCAGACCUGAAGCAGGCAGGUGGGAAGCAGAGAGGAAAGCCAAUUUUUUUUUUAUUUUUAUUUUUUUUUUUUUUUCUGUUUACUCCCUUUUCACCCUGCCCCCAAAAUGCUGCACUGGCUUGCUCCACAGGAGCUGAAGCAUCUUCCCUGCAGCAUGUGCUUUGUUUGGGUCUGGGAUAAGCUGCAGGGGACUAAUCAGAUGGUGGGAGUAUAUGUUUACAAGUGCAUGGUUUCCUAUGUGCAUGAGUGCUAACAUGCAUGGUUUUGGUAUGCACGUGGGUGUUUGUCACUGGUGUUGGGAGGGGAGGGGUCAAAGUUGGUCUUGGGUGGUGUGCGUAUUUUCAGGAAAUGGUGGCAUCCAUAAGCUGUGAUCUGUCUUGUCAUGGAUGGCAUUUCGGGGAGAGCAUCAGCUCUUCAUAGCAGGGUGUGCCAUGUGGAGCUCAUACAUGCCUCUCUGGCUGCCUUUGCACCCUUGUGGGCUGUGCCUGCUGCAAGGAUUCUGUUUACAUGUGCUGGCUAUUUUCAAUUGCCAUGGGGGAAAUGAGAGGAGAAGGGCAAAGUUCUGAGUCACCAAUGGGUGUUGUGGGGAAACACAAAGCAUGUUGAGGCACAGGACCCACUGCGAGCUUGUGGAGAAUGGAGCUGUGGGUAGAAUCCCUCUGGGGCCAGAAGACUUUUCUGGGACAAUCAUGCAAUCCACAGCCUGGACUGUGCAGAUUAGGCCAUGCAGAAUAGAGGAGAUGUAGGAUGACAUUCCUUGCAGCUGGUGGGCCAGUGUCCACACAGAGCUGGCCACUGAUGGGUAGCCAAGAUUAGCCUGUUGCUGUAGUAGACUGGUUCAGCUCAUUGAGGAAGCAGAUUGGCAUCUCCACCCUCACCACCCUUCCUUAGCAGAUGGCUUGACAGGGUGCCCAGAGCCCACGCUGUGGUGGGAAGAGGGAGAAAAACACGAAUGCGCUCUGUUGGUCUUACAGUGGAAAUAUUGGCUUGUCUUCCAAACAAAUAAGUGAGGAUCAUGUGGAGGAGGAGAAUGUUGUCAUAAUGAAGAGUGACCCUGCCAUCAGGCCAGCUGGAACAAGAGGGUUUCCACUGACCUCAACUCACUCCAUCAGGGCUUCAUAUUCCCGUGUCAUCCAUCCCAUUCUCUCCAUUGCGCUCCAUUCCUAUCUCUAUCUCUCUCUUCUAUUUGCUUCUUUAGAGAUGUGAAAAGCAUCAGGAAAGAUAAUUUGGUUCCCUAAGAAGAAUUAAAUUUGAACAGAAAGAUGAAUGUUGUUUUUCUGAUCAAACUGAGUUGGACUUCAUCUUAGUUCCUUCCCCCCAUCUCACGUGCCACAAUGCCUGCUUGGAAGAACUGAGGGAUCCCCUCUUUUCUUGUUGUUUUGUUUUUGUGUUCUUUUUAAUAUAUACGUGUAUGUUGCUGUUUUCCUUUGUGAUGUGUCUCCCAAGAAGAGGAAAGUCCCUUUGAGAACUGAGCAGGAGAAGGCUUGGUGGGUGGAAUGCUCUCCCCUCAAAGUGAAGCUGUGGCUUUGCAGAGCUCAGUCUUGUUGAUGCAGGAGGGAAUUUUGCCAUGGUCACAGAGACGUCUUAGGCAGGGGAAGACUGUAGAGAAAUCAGGGCUUGGAUGAGAAAGGAGGAGUCACUUUUAUCAAGUUAGAGCAAUAGCUCUGAGACUGCUGCAUGAGAGCUUUCCCCAGGGAUAACCAGAGGAGAGCCCAGUGUAUUGACACAAGGGAUUUGGUAACAGUAAAUUGAAAAGUAAAAAGGGAAGAAGCUAUUCCUCAUUUUCAAUCUAGGAUCUACAUUCAGGCAUUGCCUUGGUGACAACACAAGUCUCAGGUCAGGCGUUCCUGAAGACGAGAAAGGUCAGUCAUUGCAUACGUGCUUUGGGAGCAGCAGAGCACCACAGAAAACAGGCAGAAGCACACGCAUGCUGAGGCUGCACCACCCGAUCUGCAGUGGCAGCAGCCUCUCCCGUCCUACCAGCCCUUCCCAUACAUGGGCUUCCAUGGGGAUUUUUAGUGCAUUGCAAGUUGUGUUUUCAUCACUGGGGUAUGGUUUUCAUCUCAGCAGAUUCAGAUAAGCCGUAACUGCAAUUAUCAGCAUCUCCUAUUCCCAAAGUUCAGCCUGUUCCCUUCCCUCCCCUGUCUUUCACUAUUUGCUCCAUUGUUUCCCUCUUCUCUCUUCUGAGAAGGUCCCAUUGGAACAAGUGAGAGCAGCACUGGAGCUCUUCUGCACGACUCUGGCCCUGUCCAUCUCCUGGAUGUCUCCAUUUCCUUAUUCUUAGGAAAUCAAAUUUAAAACAGGCUUCUGUUGUGGAUGGCGGAAGGGACUUCACAGCUGAAAUGCAUUUUUUCUUUUUCUUUCUCAAGAAUCAUCCAGUGUUUUGAUUUAAGGCCAAACCAGUUAAUGUUCCUGUUGUUUCUGUAAGCCCUGUGUUUAUUAUCCUUAGGGAGUUGGAGUGCUUGUCAUUAAAAGUCUUCCAUCGCCUCCCUUGAGGGAUGGGGAUAAGCACGAUGACUUCUGCACAGCGAUUUCCCAAGGUGGUGGCUUGCCCUCAGCCAUCCCUGUCUGAGCCAGACAAUGAAGUUUGGAAAGAGAUGAACUGAAAACCAAAUCCCAUUCUGCCCCAGGACUGGUUGUUGCAGCGAAGCCAUGAGCCCACUGUCUUUCUGGGACCAACGUUGUCCGUGGUUCACCAACCUUUCCCCACAGAUGUGUGCUUUUUCUUCCCCAGAACCUUUCCACCUUCAGAUUAAUUGGUGUUAUCUGUAAUUGGUGCAUCCCUAUACUUUGCCCUUCUUUCUGCCCAACUCUGCUUGACUUCCUUUGUGCCCAUGCAUGGCUUUGAAGUGGAAAGCUUCUCUUCCUCCUUCUUCCCAGGUGAAGGAGAGGAUGUGGGCUAAUGCCUCUGUGUCCCUCCAGAGGAACAAAGGCAGUGAGGAGGUGCAGUAUACCCAGCAAUGGAUGGGAUGGGGUUGUGCCUGCAUGAAGGACAACAUACUCAACAGUCUGCUCUCACUGUUGCUUUCUCUGAUCCCUGUGUCUUGCUGAGGUGUUUUCUGUUGUGCAGCCUGUUCUUUGUGCCUCUGUGCUGGAUAAAGGAAGGGGACCUUGUGGCCUCCAGGUAACUUAUGAGUCAGGGUGGGGGCAGGGUCAGUGCAGAACGGGUAUUUGUUCCCCUGGUGCCUCUUGGUGUGUCCUUGUGGGGUGGCAGUGUCUCUUCUUGUCCCGCUGCUCCUGCCAGCACUCUGUGGCUGCUAUGCCUGUGCACUGUGAAGACAUGUCGGGAGUCACUCCUGGUCCUGUUAGCGAACACUGGUGGUGAAGAGGGAAGGGAUGCGGCUCAUGCUGGCCUCACUGACCUCAAGCCUUGGUGAGAAGGGAGAGAAGUACGGUAGAAUGGAUCCCAAAUCCCUCUAUUGCUGUGUUUCCCCUAUCCACCAAAAAAUCUCCUUCUGAUUUCUGAGACAAUGGAUGAAUCUGCUCGUACUGAAAAAGAGGGGGAGCUGGAGAUGUCAGGAGUGGCUCGAAUCCAGCACCAAGGAGAGCUGUUUCUGAUGCUGUAUACCAACAUCUAAAGCAUUGGGGACUACAGAUAAUGGCUUAAAAAGGGAUCUGAAAUGCUCUGAAACUAAGAAUCAAAGCCACUGUUGGUUUUUUUCUUUCCUGUGAGGAUGGUGAUGCAGAAUCGUCCUGGAGGAGGCCCAGCAGCACUGCUGAUGCUGGGUUCCACCUGGACCUGCUGGUGGCAUCAGGACACUGUUUUGGCAAAAGAAUGCGUGGACUUGCCAAAAACAAUUUAAAAAAAAAGAAAAAAAAAAGAA